AUGCCGCCCGCCAGCGCAGAAGCUCAGUGCUGGCAGGCGGCGCUCGCCAACAUAAAGGAUGCCCUAUAUAAUCCGCUACCAGGCACAAAAAUUUCUAAGUCCUGGCGUGAAAUUUUCACUAUGCCGUCAGGUUGCCAAAAUUUCACGCCAGAACUGCCACCCUCCUCGAUGUUGCCACCGGUCACCCGAGCGCCACCUCGCCUCUCGGUGCGCCACUGUGGCCCCCUCCACGACGCCGCCUCCUCCUUGAUGCUGCCACCGCUCACCUGUGUGCCACCGUCCACCACCACCCCGUCUCCACCGCCAGUCGUGUCCCCCUCUCCACCGCCGCCCUCCCAGAGCACCGCCGCCGGUCACCCAAGCACCUCCUCAUCUCUCGAAGCGCCGUCGUGGCCCCCACCCCGAUGUCGCCUCCUCCUCGAUGCCGCCGCCGCUCACCCGUGCACCGCCAAACUUCUGGAGUGCCGCUGCGGCCACCUCCCCGACGCCACCUCCUCCUCGAUGCUGCCACCGCUCACCCGUGCACCGCUGUCCGCCACCACCCCGCCUCCACCGCCGGCUGUGCCCCCAUCUGACCCAUGGGUCCGCCUCUUCCUCUCCACUGCCGGCCCUCCCCCAGCCUAUGAGCUCGGGCUGCAAGCCCCGCCCCUCCGCUCCUCCCCGACAUUGCCGGCCACCUCCAUGACACCCACCGCUGCCGCGCCUGCGCUUCUCCCCAACGCCCGACGCCACCACGCCUCCCUUCUCCCCACCGCUCCAUGA
Messenger RNA from Setaria italica (foxtail millet), 762 nucleotides. RefSeq names its product proline-rich receptor-like protein kinase PERK2. The transcript has a single exon. The record is from RefSeq and is a predicted model, not a curated record. Lineage: Eukaryota; Viridiplantae; Streptophyta; Magnoliopsida; Poales; Poaceae. Bases 1 to 762 code for a protein of 253 amino acids.